AUGGACAUGGAGAAGGUGGAGAGGAAGGAGGUGGAGGUGGAGGUGGAGGUGGACGACGACGGCCGCGUCAGAACAGGGACGGUAUGGACGGCGACGACGCACGCCAUCACCGCCGUGAUAGGCUCCGGCGUGCUCGCCCUGCCCUGGAGCGUCGCGCAGAUGGGUUGGAUCCUCGGCCCCGUCGCCCUCAUCGGCUGCGCCUACAUCACCUACUACACCGCCGUCCUCCUGUCCGACUGCUACCGCACGCCGGACCCCGUCCACGGCAAACGGAACCACACCUACAUGGACGCCGUCCGCUCAUGCCUCGGGCCUAGAAAUGUGGUGGUGUGUGGACUCGCACAGUAUGCGAUCCUCUGGGGGACAAUGGUGGGCUACACCAUCACCACUGCCACAAGCAUCAUGGCCGUCGCGCGCACGGACUGCCACCACUACAGGGGCCACGACGCGGCCUGCGUCCCGUCCGGGACGAUGUACAUGGUGGCGUUCGGCCUCGUCGAAGUGGUCCUGUCCCAGUUCCCGAGCCUGGAGAAGCUCACCAUCAUCUCGGUGGUCGCCGCCGUCAUGUCGUGCACCUACUCCUUCGUCGGGCUGUUCCUGAGCGCCGCCAAGCUCGCGUCGAACCACGGGGCACGCGGCACCCUCCUGGGCGUCAAGAUCGGCGCCGCCGCGGGCGUCUCCGCGUCGACCAAGACGUGGCACGCCCUGCAGGCACUCGGCAACAUUGCCUUCGCGUACACCUACUCCAUGCUUCUCAUAGAAAUCCAGGACACUGUGAAGUCACCGCCAUCAGAGAACGUGACGAUGAAGAGGGCCAGCUUCUACGGCAUUGGCGUGACGACCAUCUUCUACGUGUCGCUCGGGUGCAUCGGGUACGCGGCCUUCGGCAACGCCGCGCCGGGGAACGUGCUCACCGGCUUCGACGAGCCGUUCUGGCUCGUCGACGUCGCCAACGUCGCCGUGGUUAUCCACUUGGUUGGAGCAUAUCAGGUGUUCGCACAGCCGAUCUUCGCGUGCUACGAGAAGUGGCUGGGGGCCCGGUGGCCGGACUCGGCCUUCUUCCACCACGAGUACGCGGUGCGCCUGCCCCUGCUCGGCGGCGGCCGCACGGUGCGGUUCACGAUGUGCAAGCUGGUGCUGCGCACGGCGUUCGUGGCCGCCACGACGUUGGUGUCGCUGAUGCUGCCCUUCUUCAACGCCGUGCUCGGGCUGCUGGGCGCCAUCGCGUUCUGGCCGCUCACGGUGUACUUCCCGGUGACCAUGUACAUCGCGCAGGCCAAGGUGGCGCCCGGCAGCCGCAAGUGGGUGGCGCUGCAGGCGCUCAACGUGGGCGCGCUCGUGGUUUCGCUGCUCGCCGCCGUGGGCUCCGUGGCCGACAUGGUGCAGCGCCUGGGCCAUGUCACCAUCUUCCAGACGCAGCUCUGA
Miscanthus lutarioriparius is the source of this 1425-nucleotide messenger RNA. NCBI's taxonomy places the organism in Eukaryota, Viridiplantae, Streptophyta, Magnoliopsida, Poales, Poaceae. The record is from the annotation of a GenBank genome assembly.